GUCUACUUUAUGGCUGUGUAACAUCAAAGGCUUGACUGCUGUGUCAUUGUCAAAUUGUGUUUGUAAACAAACGUUAAAACGAAGCGAAUGGUGUGAUUCUCCUGCGGAAGGGAAGAUGCUGUCCCGGAGGGAGGCGCUCCAACUGGGCACGCUCCUGCUGUGCGUGCCGGCGCAGUACCUGCUGCUGGUGAGCGUGCCGAGCGUGCUGGAGUGCACGCACGCCGUGCUGCAGGCCACCAGUGCCUUGCGUGCCGUGCGUUCCUCUCUGCUGGGCUGGAUGUUCCCACUGACGGGCGCGGGGGGAGAGGACGGCGCGGAGGCCCAGGAGUCCCCCGCCAUCGAGGUGCUGCAGCUGAGGGAGCGGGCCGGCCACUGGGCGUCCUCGCCGGAGCCGCGCCUGCUCCGGCCAUCGCACCUGCUGUACCGCGUGGGCCAGGCCGUCCGGCACCGCGCCCUGGGGUUCCGCGCCGUCGUCGUGGGCUGGGACCUGCGCGCCAAGGCACCCGAGACGUGGCUGAGGAACCAGCACAGGGGCGACCAGGAGCCAAUGAAAGGAGCAUCGAGUGUGGUGAGAAGAAGGUACUGUCGGGGCAGCAGUGUGGAGCGCUGCAGGCUGUGUGUGCAGGGCGAGAGGGGCUCCCCCCACUACCUGCUGCUGGUGGACCGGAGAGACCGCUCCCCGCCCGCCCCUGUGUACGUGCCUCAGGGCCAGCUGGAGAACUACAGCGGGAUCAAGAUUCAGCACCCCGACAUUGGCAAGUAUUUUGACUACUACGACGGAGCACAGUAUCUGCCGAAGGAGAAGCUGAAGUACUUGUACCCCAAAGACUGAUGCACUGUUGGAGUCUGAGGAAUGUGUUUGUGGUAUUGCACAGCCACUUGUGUGUGGGGCACACCCCUGCGAGAAUACCUCGCUGUCAUGGCACAACCCUGCCCGCACCAAACACCCACUUGUGUGUGUGUAAGACAAGCUAGACUACUGCUCGAUUCAGUUUUGUAGAAGUUUGUCAGCUUAAGUUGUAUUUUAUAAAAAUAAAUAAAAUAAAAGAUUCUAUGUUUAAGAAA
Bacillus rossius redtenbacheri is the source of this 1065-nucleotide messenger RNA. RefSeq lists its product as uncharacterized. The coding region runs from base 116 to 832 and encodes 238 amino acids. The record is from RefSeq and is a predicted model, not a curated record. The transcript is spliced from 6 exons. Gene Ontology annotation, molecular function: DNA binding. NCBI's taxonomy places the organism in Eukaryota, Metazoa, Arthropoda, Insecta, Phasmatodea, Bacillidae.